AUGACUGUGAAGAAUUCAGGCUCAUCUGAUGAACAGAAGAAUUCUGGCAGUUUUCACAGCAGCAGUGAACGUGUAAAUUCACAAAAGACAUUGGAUAUUACACUCCAUGGAGUUCUUUUAUGGGCUUCAAUGGGAUUCUUAACGCCUCUUGGAGUACUAACAAUAAGAAUGUCCAGUACAUGGGAAUGCCACCAGAAGACGCGAAAAAUUUUGUUCUACGUUCACGCAAUUCUGCAGGUGCUAUCAGUACUACUAGCUACAGUUGGAGCAGCUCUUUCAAUAAGAAACUUUGAGAAUACAUUUUACAACAGUCAUCAAAGAAUAGGGUUAGCACUUUAUGGUGCAAUCUAUGUUCAAGUUUUGAUUGGAUUCAGAAGACCUAAGAGGGGAACAAGACGUAGAAGUUUAUGGUACUUCUUGCACUGGAUACUAGGAACAACAAUAUGUUUGGUGGGAAUUAUAAAUGUGUACACAGGAUUACAGGCAUACCACAAGAGAACAUCAAAAGUUUUUUACCUCUUUCAAGAUAAAUGGGACUACAUGAAAAAGCAAGGGAUGAUACCAUCAGAACCUGUGAAUUCAAGAAUGGACAGCACUCAGAAGGAUACUUUUAAUGAGGAAUGCAGAAAAAGCAAUGCACUUGGGACUCACUUUUCAAGGACCAAUGCACUCAAUAAAUUGUUUCAAUUAACAUGA
Molecule: messenger RNA, 696 nt
Organism: Fraxinus pennsylvanica
Lineage: Eukaryota; Viridiplantae; Streptophyta; Magnoliopsida; Lamiales; Oleaceae
Source: the annotation of a GenBank genome assembly